AUGCUGCAUAAGACCGAGAAAAACAUGAUGUUACAAUUUUUAAGAAAUGGAAGAAAUGAUACCUUUAACAUUUUUUCAAAUGUUUACGAAAAAGGUAGAAACAAAAUAUUCUUAAGGACGUACGUAACAGCUACCCAUCAUAUAGAGAGCUGUAUUAUUAAGCGCAAUGGGCUAUUUUUACCCAUCAUAAAUAGCAGCCAGAAGGACAACCAUGUUUUCAAAACAAAUCUAAGAAAACAUUUUGCAACAACGAACGGAAAUGCUAAUGGCUUAUCGGAGCAAUAUUCCAAAAACGAUGUGUCCAUUCUCCAGAACUCCAAUGUUAUCAUACUCUUCAAUAAAAAUGAAAAAGAAACAAUAGGGCAGAAGAUAUAUAGGUAUUUAGACAUAACAGGAUUUUUGACAAGAUAUAAUAAUAGAAAGGAGUGGAUCCUUGAUUUAGAACCAUAUUCAAGAUUAACCACAGUCAUGCUAACUGAAUACGAAAGGAAAUUAAUGAUUUUUUUAAAAUUCCAUGUUUAUUUCCUAUUCGUAACUUGCCUAUACUUAUGGUACCAUGCACAGGUUCAUUUUACAAUGAAGCCUCCAUGCCCCAAACCUUAUGCAUAUGGACAUUUGGACGGAAGAAAAAGAGACUUUACUUGGCAUGGUAAGUUAUUUUUUAUUUAUCCUAAGAUGAGAUGUAAGGAAUGUCGUUGGCUGGAUGUCCAAUGUAAGAAAGAAUGCUUUGAAAAAUUGAAACAGGAGGGACACAAGUUUUUUAUAAACAAUGGAGAUCCCCUUUCUGUCCCCAAGACUGUUUUAUAUCCAUCUCAUUUUCACUAA
Messenger RNA from Plasmodium knowlesi strain H, 825 nucleotides. Its product is annotated as cytochrome c oxidase subunit ApiCOX25, putative. The transcript has a single exon. NCBI's taxonomy places the organism in Eukaryota, Apicomplexa, Aconoidasida, Haemosporida, Plasmodiidae. The coding region runs from base 1 to 825 and encodes 274 amino acids. The record is from RefSeq and is a predicted model, not a curated record.